Messenger RNA from Moneuplotes crassus, 402 nucleotides. NCBI's taxonomy places the organism in Eukaryota, Ciliophora, Spirotrichea, Euplotida, Euplotidae. The record is from the annotation of a GenBank genome assembly.
AUGGCUUAUGAAAAGUAUUUCUCUCCACUUAAGCAUGAAACCAACUCUCUGAUUGCUUCAGCAAAUCAGGAAGGAGAUAAACUUAGAUGGUUACUCCCAUUGAUUGUGAAGAGUACCCACAAAAUAGAAAAGCUGUCUUUCCGAUGAUUCUCAAUCUCGAUGAAGAAACUCAAAAGAAUCUUUGGUUCUUCAGACUCUGCCAAGUGUUUGAGUUUCGAACGUUGCAAUUUUGUAGAUACUACGAGCUUGAAGUCAAUUGAUCCUCCUACUGGGUGGAGGAAUAGAAGAAAAAUCACACAAGACAUUGAUGUCAAAAGAUGAACUUUCACAGGAACUCAAAGCAAAUUCAAUGAAAUGAUAGGGAAGUUUUACCCAGAAGCGAACAUCCAAAUUCUUAUGUAA